AUGAGACAUAUUGAAUGUUGGCAUUUCACGAAUUCCUUCACAUAUUCAGUCUACCCUUUUCGGCGGCGGGCCUCUGGAAUAUCCGCGCUUUGUGAGGCCCUCGAUUUCACCUUGCGUAAUCUGGCCCAGAGAGCAACGAGUGACUUUGAUAGGGCUGUCAACGACGCACUUCCAGAUUGGGAAUAUAGUGGUAGGGAUCGGCUGUUGAACUUCCUCAACCAGUGCUUCAAGCCUUGGGACGUACCCCACGCCGAUGCCCUCGCAGAAAUGGGGCGUAAGUUUAAAGAUGAUCGCCUCUGGUCUACUCUCGAAUCCUGGGCGCCCAACCAACGCCAGACACAAGAAUAUCGUGCCAAAUUUCGCAUCUCCGCAGCUUCCGCAGCCAUUGGUUGGCUCAACCAGCUUCCCGGCAAUAAACGAAUGUCGUCAAGAAUGCCACGCUGCAGGCCUUGUCCCUUUCUGCAAAGAGAAUCCACAAUUGCGGAUACGUCACCAGUGGAAUGGUUAGCAGAGAUUAUUUCUCUACCCAAGGCCGGAAUGCCUGAUGGCUCCUACACGUUUACUCUAGAUGGUGAACCUAUUGUCGCACUCUGCUCGGAGAUCUUCCAAGAGGUCGUGCUUCGCAAAGAAGCCAUGCGAAUGACUAUAGAACAUUCGCUCCCAUCAUUAGCUCAAGAUGAUCGGCUGUAUAUUGGACUCCAGUUGCACCGAGGGCAUGGCAAUGCAUUUGCUCAACUCAUUGAUAACAGCUCCUUCAUCAAAACCAACUUCAACCCUGGCCAGCUUUGGAACGCAGAGAAGAUGCUAGCUGAGUUUCGACAGACUGGAGUGUGGAACUUCUAUGGAAAGUAUAAAUCUGUUCGAAUGCUGUUCAAAUUUCCUCGACCACCAUCGACCAAUAUUGUACCGAGGCUGGGCGCACUGGUAAUGGAAAAUCACGAAAGCAGGCCUUGCCCUCGGCGUCAAAACACUCAGAAACGCACUCAGCGCCACUGGCGCGGCAGGAGACAACAUUGA
Molecule: messenger RNA, 1017 nt
Organism: Fusarium oxysporum Fo47
Lineage: Eukaryota; Fungi; Ascomycota; Sordariomycetes; Hypocreales; Nectriaceae
Exons: 3
Coding region: 1-1017 (338 amino acids)
Source: RefSeq, a predicted model, not a curated record